Lathyrus sativus (Indian pea) is the source of this 1884-nucleotide messenger RNA. NCBI's taxonomy places the organism in Eukaryota, Viridiplantae, Streptophyta, Magnoliopsida, Fabales, Fabaceae. The record is from the annotation of a GenBank genome assembly.
AUGGCGUUUGAGGAAGUAGCAUAUUCAAGGCCUCUUUUCCUCACGAUCUACACCGUUGUUAUUGUUGGCAUCGUUGUUUCCUCCUUAUACGUCUUCUCUGCAAUUCACUACUCUCCCACAACCUCUUCUUCUGCUUGGUCCUCUAUUCCUCCUCUUUCAAAUGACGAUUCCCGGCUUAACAUUUCUCAAUCGGAAGUUGUGCGUGUUGUACCUUCUGCUUUCUCUGAGCCCCAGAAUAUGUCAAAGAAGGCUGUUUUGAAUGUUCCUCCUCGCAAUAAAAAAAUGCCGCCUUUGAAAGAUUUCAGACUCAACAAAGAACUUGUUCAACAAAGGGUGAAAGAUAACAUUAUAAUAGUUACCUUUGGUAACUAUGCGUUCAUGGACUUUAUUCUGACAUGGGUUAAGCAAUUGAAUCAUCUGGGCCUUUCCAAUUAUCUUGUUGGUGCAAUGGACACCAAAUUAUUGGAGGCACUUUACUGGGAAGGGAUACCGGUUUUUGACAUGAACAGUCAUAUGAGCACCGUAGAUGUUGGCUGGGGUUCUCCAACAUUUCAUAAGAUGGGCAGAGAAAAAGUUAUUUUGAUAAACUCCAUACUGCCUUAUGGUUUCGAACUAUUGAUGUGUGAUACUGACAUGGUUUGGUUGAAGAAUCCACUUCCAUAUUUUGCUCGUUAUCCCGGAGCAGAUGUUUUAACAUCCAGUGAUCAAGUUGUACCAACCGUUGUUGAUGAUAGUCUGGAAGUUUGGCAAGAAGCUGGUGCGGCCUACAAUAUAGGAAUUUUCCAUUGGAGACCUACAGAGUCUGCGAUAAAAUUGGCAAAGGAAUGGAAGGAAUUGCUUCUGGCUGAUGAUAAGAUAUGGGAUCAGAACGGGUUUAAUGAUAUUGUCCACAGAGAGUUAGGGCCGUCGGUUGACGAGGACAGUGGACUUGUUUAUGCUUAUGAUGGAAAACUAAAGCUCGGAAUUUUGCCUUCAAGUAUCUUCUGCAGUGGCCAUACAUAUUUUGUCCAGGCUAUGUAUCAGCAACUCAGGUUAGAGCCGUAUGCAGUGCACACUACAUUUCAAUAUGCAGGGACUGAAGGAAAGCGCCACCGACUACGAGAAGGCAUGCUUUUCCAUGACCCGCCUGAAUACUAUAAUCCUCCUGGGGGUUUCUUGUCAUUUAAGCCAUCUAUUCCGAAAAGCUUGUUACUAACUGGGAACCAUACUGUUGGAUCACAUUUUACCCUCAUUAAUUACCAAAUGAAACAGAUUAGGACUGCACUUGCGAUUGCCUCCCUUCUUAACAGAACGCUGGUCAUGCCCCCAUUAUGGUGCAGGAUUGAUAGGCUAUGGUUCCCCCAUCCAGGUGUUUUGGAGGGGUCUAUGACUAGACAACCUUUUCUCUGUCCUUUGGAUCAUGUAUUUGAGGUGAAUGUCAUGUUGAAAGAACUUCCGGAGGAAGAGUUUGGCCCCGGAAUAGAUAUUAGAGAGUACUCCAUACUUGAUAAUCCCUCAUUGCCCUUAGAGGUGAAAAAGUCAUGGCUUGAUGUUCAUCUCUGUAAAGAAGGAACACAAGAUUGUAAUGCUUCAAAUAAUGUAACUGUUGGGGGAGUACUUAAAUUUCCAAAGCAUAGCAAUGAAGAAACGUUCAUGAAAGUAUUUUCGUCCUUCAAGGAUGUAAAAGUCAUCCAGUUCUCGUCAAUGCGAGACGCAUUUACUGGUUUCGUCAACAAGGAAAGAGAAGAUAGAUUCAGAACACGGGUUAAACAUUACACCGGUAUAUGGUGCUGUGUGGUGGAUCACACGCCGGGUCAUAUAUAUUAUGAUAUGUAUUGGGACGAGAAACCUGGAUGGAAGCCAAUCCCUCCACAAACUUCUGCAGAUGAUCAUCCACCUUGGUGA